GCGUGAAAAACGAGCGCUUCACUUGCGUAGCGUAUGACGUUGCAGACGACUGAUGGCGGACGGUUUGGCUAAACUUACUGCUACAUACAGAAUAAUAUAACGGAAACAGGGACGUUGUCAGAUAAUGUCUUCACCACCACAAGCAGAAGAAAAUGAUGAGGUGGAAGAAGAUGUGGAGUUUGUAUCAGUAAGUCCUGAGGGCCCUCUCAGGCCAGUGUCUGAACUUAUCGAUUUGCUGAGUGAUAGUGAGGAAGAGGGGUGUUCAUCGUCAGCAAAUGUGCUUGAAGAUGAAAUCAUUCGUCGUAAAAGGCAUGUUACAUCUACGCUGGACAGACUAGCGCACCAGGUCGCCCAAGAGAAGCAAGAACGGGCAGACAAAUGCAGAGCAUUCCAGGAGAAGCAAAUCUCACAGAAAGCCCAUGGACUGCAGGAACUGGCAGUUACUUCUACAAAUGGAAUUAAUCACGAAGCAAAGCGUUGUGUCGACAUGUGGUUGAAAAUGCCAGGUCUUCAACCUGGAGUGAUCAGUGCUGGUUCUGGAAGGAGGCGAAGACCUGCUAUUCUACCCAGAAAUAGUUUGACUAAACACACAUGUCCAGUGAUUAAUUGUGAUCGAGUUUAUGACAAUCCAUCUCUCCUGGAUGGUCACCUAAAAAGGUUUGAUCACUCCCCUUGUGACCCAACCAUCAGUCUUAAAGGAAUUCCCUCUGAGAUCUUUGCUUGUGUCACCUGUGGUCAACAUUUUCAGACAAAAGCUGCAUGGAAGAAACACCUUGACUCAAAGGUGUCUUCAUCUCAUGCUGAGGGUCACAGCAUGAGUCAGACAUAUCAGCUGAUUGUCUGUUUUGCCUGUCCUGCCUGCUACCUUUUCUUCAACCUCCGAGAUGAAUGUCUUCAACACAUGUCAGCCAAAAAUCACUUCACUGAGGGGCUUGCCAUGAACGAACUCUCUGAAAGAGCACUUCCAGUUCCUGUUCCAUGGUAUGCCAAGAAUCGGCUCAUUGCUUUGUGCAAAGAUGUAACUUUUAGUGUGCGAUGCUCUCUGUGUAGUAAAGUGCUGUGCUCACAUCAGGCUGCUCAAGCACACUUCAACGUGUACUGCAGACAAGGCUGUGCCUACGCAGAGGCUGAGAAAACAGUAGUGCAGGUAAUGAAACGGUUGCAGGUGCGAGGGCAGUGCGCCUUGUGCUGCGUAAUUUUCCUCAGCCAGGCUGAAAUCGAGAGACACAAAGAAAUGACAGGUCACGAUGUGGAGAUCAACCACACAAUGGAGAAAGCACUUCUUCACUACUGCAAUUUUAGUGAAAUUCAACCCACCCAGAGGGCUGAAAAGGCACCUGACAAGAAACUGUCUACUGGCCUCGAUGUGGUUUUUCAAAAAAGUAAAGGGAAGAGAAGUGGGUCUGAAGAUUUUCCAGCAAAAAGGCAGAGACUGAGUCCACUGCCGUUGAGCAGAAAGGCAAACUCACUUGCAUGGUGCUGUGAAUGUGGUUUGAAGUUUUCAGAGGAAGCCACAGCUAAGAAGCACCUCUUAGCUGUGAACCAGAUUUUCCAUCAGUGCGGCGUCUGUGGCAAACACAUGGGCGAAUCUUCAGUUGCUCGCCUACAUAUGAGUCGCUUUCACGGGGGCGCGCAUCUUUCCAACAUCCUCUACCACUGCCGCAAGUGCAAAGUGGAGAUGCCUCGCUACCAGGACAUUCUAUCGCACGUGUCCGACACUCACAGUGGACACAGCUAUUUUAGUGAAGAAGAAGUGCCUUACGAACCCGACACACUUGCCGACAUCAAGCCGUCCACAAGCAGCAAACAACCUCUGCGGGUCUCAGAGGCAUCUAGUUCAAAACUACAGCAGACUUGGAUGUGCCGGAUGUGUGAGGACAUCUUUGACUCGGAGGCAGUGGUCCAGAGACACUGCAGCGAUGUGACCAGUCACAGCUUUCAGAGGUUUGUCUGUGGACACUGCCGCCAGAGGUUCUUCAAAGAGUCCACUGUACGUAGGCACUGUGUGAGCGAGCACGGCGGCCAGAUAAAGAGCUCUCACUUCUGCGGCCUGUGCGACAGCAUGCAGUUCGACUCUGAAGACGAGUUCUUGGAGCACUACAAGAGUCUUCAUAGCAAGGACUACUACUGCAUGGAUGAUGCAGAAAGCGAUCACCCUAUCGUGGCUGAAGGCACCAGUCAGCUUAGCUGUUUAUGCCCGUGCAUGGGUUUGGACAACAACAAAGAAAAGAUGAAGGCUACAUAUACACGUUGCAUGAAAAACCUGGCCAGACAAGGAAAAUGUCAGUAUGUGUGCACUCCUUGUAGUGUGUCAGUGCUGUCGUAUGCUGAGAUGAAGACUCACGUCCAUAUGAAACACACAGCCUUGAACCUAGAGAAGACGUUUGAUGUGGAAUGCAAAACUUGCCAGGAGAGUUUUACGGGAGUACCAACUUUCCAUAAACACUACCACUCCAGGCACUGUCUGCUGGAACCCUGUCUGAGCUCAAGGCCAGGAAAAAACGAAGUUAAAACAGAACCCACUGCCGUCAUCUUCGAUGAAGCUGUGGAGAUCAGACCAGACACUGACGAGAUUGAAGAUGACACACUGUUGACGUUUUUGAAUAUGGAGAACACCAAGCGACAACAUGGAGUCCAGAAUGAUUCAGAUGAUGAGUUAAAACGAGCACUGACACUGAGUACAGAAGAUGCAAGAGAGUCAGCAGAAUUGGAAGAAGCUCUCAAAAGAAGCCUUUUGGAAUACUAAAGCUGCAACAAGACAUUUCUGUAGCUGCGUUCAUCUGAUAUUUAUAUUGAGGUGUCUCUUACAUUGUAUUUGUGUUCAGAGUAUGUAAUAAAUACUUUUCUGUUUUUC
This is a messenger RNA of Thalassophryne amazonica, 2854 nucleotides long. It is a transcript of the gene znf451, whose product is annotated as zinc finger protein 451. Gene Ontology annotation, molecular function: sequence-specific DNA binding; DNA-binding transcription factor activity, RNA polymerase II-specific. The transcript has 13 exons. The record is from RefSeq and is a predicted model, not a curated record. NCBI's taxonomy places the organism in Eukaryota, Metazoa, Chordata, Actinopteri, Batrachoidiformes, Batrachoididae. Bases 125 to 2746 code for a protein of 873 amino acids. Gene Ontology annotation, cellular component: nucleus. Gene Ontology annotation, biological process: regulation of transcription by RNA polymerase II.